UCGCCUUAUUUGACCCUGACAGCACGCCGUAGUCAUUGGGAAAACAUGGCAUCUCACGCAAGUAAGGCAUUUCUGUCCCUAGGUCGAAUUAAUCUUUCUGGUGUUGGACUUCACAAAUCACUGAGCAGAGCCACAUACGCGACUGGGUUACCUACACAUUCUGGUGGUGGAAAUAAAGGUCGUCCUGAAAGAGGCCAUGGUCAGGGAUUCGUCAAAAGACCCAGGAGAAGUUCAGGGCCGCCAAGGACAGAUAAGAUGGCGGUGGAUCAGGACUGGAGUUCUGUUUACCCCACAGCCACCCCCUUCAGACCGAGCACUGUCCCCCUGCCGGUGCGGAUGGGCUAUCCCAUGAAGGGAGGCGUUCCUCCAGAAAAGAAGGGCAACUUGGAACUGAUCAAGAUUCCCAAUUUUCUGCAUUUGACACCAGUGGCGAUCAGGAAACACUGUGAAGCUCUGAAAUCGUUCUGUACAGAGUGGCCCUCUGCCUUGGACACUGACGCCAAGUGUGACGAGCACUUCCCCAUCAAAGUGGAAAGCACAGACUACAUAUCCGCAGGCCCGUCUCUCAGAAACCCUUCAGCUCGGGUGGUUCAUCUCAAAGUAAAACUAUCCAGUCUAAAUCUGGAUGACCAUGCACGCAAGAAGAUGCUCAAACUUGUUGGAGAGAGAUACUGCAAAGACACCGAUAUCCUCUCCCUCACAGCUGAUCGCUGCCCAUUGAGGAAGCAGAAUCAGGAGUAUGCCAUGUACCUGCUAACUGUGCUUUACCACGAGUCCUGGAAAACCGAGGCCUGGGAGGCUGAGAAGACCGUGGCCGACAUGGAGGAGUACAGCUGGGAAGAAAGCCCGUCCCAAAAGAACAUCUUAAGCAUGUUGGUACGCAUGAAAGUGGCCGGAGAAGGAGAGGACGAGGAAGUACGAGAGCAGCUGCUGGGGAAAAAAGAGGUUCAGGAGUACAAGGACUCUGUCACGAGGCUGAUGAAUGAAGGAGAGAGCGAGAUCACCAUUCUGCAGUACAAACAGGCUGUGAAGAAAGUACUCAACCUGUAAUACAGCUUUAUGUACAAAUGUAACUACGUGAACAUGGUGGAAAUAAGCAGCAGGGACCACAAAAAAACAUUAAGUACUUGGGGCCUCGUGUCAUUUUGGAUUCCAUCUAUGUACAAGUAACACAAACGAGAUUACUGUAGGUAUUUACUGCUCAAAUAUAUAUCAGGAUAUAACAUCUUUAAAGGGUCUCAACUAAUGUAUUUAUUUUCCAAAACACUGUCUAAUCGGGUGUAUGAUGCUGUCUUUAUUACAAAAAAAUGAAACCCUAAUGUAAGCGGUUAUUAAGUGUUCCGUCUGUGUGAUGAUUAAAGCCUUCUCUGUCAUGAAA
Eleginops maclovinus (Patagonian blennie) is the source of this 1378-nucleotide messenger RNA. It is a transcript of the gene mrps35, whose product is annotated as mitochondrial ribosomal protein S35. Gene Ontology annotation, biological process: mitochondrial translation. The record is from RefSeq and is a predicted model, not a curated record. Gene Ontology annotation, molecular function: structural constituent of ribosome. Gene Ontology annotation, cellular component: mitochondrial small ribosomal subunit. Bases 46 to 1050 code for a protein of 334 amino acids. The transcript has 8 exons. Lineage: Eukaryota; Metazoa; Chordata; Actinopteri; Perciformes; Eleginopidae.